Molecule: messenger RNA, 2822 nt
Organism: Ctenopharyngodon idella (grass carp)
Lineage: Eukaryota; Metazoa; Chordata; Actinopteri; Cypriniformes; Xenocyprididae
Gene: smpd1
Product: sphingomyelin phosphodiesterase 1
Exons: 6
Coding region: 287-2071 (594 amino acids)
Biological process (GO): sphingomyelin catabolic process; ceramide biosynthetic process
Cellular component (GO): lysosome
Molecular function (GO): acid sphingomyelin phosphodiesterase activity
Source: RefSeq, a predicted model, not a curated record
AUAUAAACACUUCAGGUCGCCCGGUUCGCGGAUGCGGUACAUUUGUGAGGACAGACAACUGACUCUUUAAAACACAAUUCAGAUUUUCACAACUGCUUCAAAACAAGACGCGAAUUCGAGUUAUUCUGACGCUUGUUUUAUUUACACAUACAGCCCAUGCCUAACACUUCUUCCACAGAGUCUGUUCAAGAAUAAACACGUUUUCCUGGAGUCGUCGGUCUGGACUUAUAUGUAAUGACGGGGAACUGAUACAGGUUACCGCAGUGUCGCUCACCGCGCAGCCAGGAUGAAGCGUCCAGUUUUCGGGUUGUCCACCUUCUGCGGUGUUUUCAUGGUCUGGACAUUGUUUUCGGUGCCAUUGGGCUUCUCAUACCCUCUGGAAGGAGAUACAGAUUCGCCCGAGCUGAGGUUCGUGGAGGAGUUUAAGCUCGGGUUCAGCUGGCGCAACAUGUCCUGCGUGGUGUGUAAAGCGAUCUUCGCCACGGUUGACAUAGCGCUGCUGAGUGACUCAAACAUGGAGCGUGUGGCACAUGCUCUGGGAGAGGCCUGUGUCCGACUGCACCUCUCCGAUCCGGAUGUAUGCCGAGAGAUCACUGAGCUCUUCCGAGAAGAUUUCAUCCGUGCGCUGCAGGAGUCCUUCCUCUGGCCUUCGGAGGCUUGCGCUCUGCUGGUUGGACCUACGUGUGGCCAUUUUGAUAUUUAUGCCCCCUGGAAUGUAUCCCUGCCACGGGUCCCCAAACCCCCAGUUAAACCACCCACCCCUCCCAAACCAGGCUCUCCACAGAGCAGGAUACUCUUCCUCACAGAUAUCCACUGGGAUGCGGAGUACGCCGAGGGCAGCCUUGUGGAUUGUAAGAAGCCACUGUGCUGUCGCAAUGACUCCGGAAGGGUCAGUUGGAAGCAAUUUGGAGCCGGAUACUGGGGCACAUACGGUGAGUGUGACCUGCCUCUGCGCACAGUGGAGAACCUCCUCCAAAACGUAGCCAAAUCCGGCCCAUGGGAUUGGGUGUACUGGACCGGAGACAUUCCAGCACACAACGUCUGGUCUCAGACCCGGAAACAACAGCUGAACGAGCUUACCACCAUCACUAGACUCAUACUCAAACAUCUGGGGCCUAAUGUAACCGUGUACCCAGCUGUGGGGAAUCAUGAGAGCACUCCAGUGAAUAGUUUCCCACCUCCGUUUGUACACGGGAAUCGUUCGUCCCGCUGGCUGUAUGACACUAUGGCGAAGGAGUGGGCAUCCUGGCUGCCUGAGGAAGCCCUGAAGACGAUACGGCAUGGAGGGUUCUACACGGUGGAAGUUCAGCGUGGUUUGAGGGUGGUGUCUUUGAACAUGAACUUCUGUGCACGAGAGAACUACUGGCUAAUGGUGAACUCCACAGACCCGGCUGAUCAGCUCCAAUGGCUCAUUCGCAUAUUACAAGAGUCAGAGAACAAGGGAGAGAAGGUCCACAUCAUCGGUCACAUCCCCCCCGGUCUCUGCCUGAACAGUUGGAGUUGGAAUUACUAUCAUAUAGUCAACAGAUAUGAAAGCACCAUAGCUGGUCAGUUUUUCGGACACACUCAUGUCGAUGAGUUUCAGAUGUUCUAUGAUGAGGAAACAUUGACCCGUCCACUGAGUGUGGCUUUCAUUGCCCCAAGUGUGACCACUUAUGUCAACCUGAACCCAGGAUAUCGUGUUUAUUACGUGGAUGGAAACUACCCAGGCAGCAGUCGCAUGGUUUUGGAUCACAAGACCUUUAUUCUCAACCUGACUCUGGCCAACAACCGGCCCUCAAAACCUGACCCUAGCCCGUCAUGGACCUUGUUGUACCGCGCCUCUGAGGCCUACGGUUUGUCCACACUCUUCCCAUCAGACAUGGACGGUUUGACCAAAGUCAUGGUGAAUGAUGACCGUGUCUUCCAGCGCUUCUGGUACCUCUUUCAUAAAGGCCACGUAUCAAAGCCCUGCGCAGACACUUGCAAGACGUCACUAAUCUGCCUCCUGCGCAGCGGACGAUACGACCUUUUAAAACAAUGUGCCGUGCCACACGGAGAUACGCACUCUUUCAGGAAGACAAUGUGUUGAGAAAAUAUGAAAAUGGCUAUUGAGCUCUCUUGGGAUUAUUGCCACGCCAACAUCACAGACUAUGAUUUAUUUAGCACUUUCAUUCGACUUUUUUUUUGUUUGUUUGUUUUUUGUAGCAUUUGUUACAUUCAUCCUCAACAUCAUCAAACUGUUUGAUUUUUGUUCUUGUUUUACAGUUUGCUAUUUAUCUGACUUGCUGUGGACAUUGUUAGCAUUAACAGCUGUAAGGUGUUUUGUCAAGAUGGGGUUUAAAAGUCAGUUCUCGUAAAGAUGUGUAAUUUAGGGCAGUGAAUCAGAGAAAAGCAUUAUUGGUUGAAAACAGAACAGGUAGUGACCUCACAACCAAAUCAUGUGGUGUGUUAGUGCCUCAUAAAAACCACAAUUGCUCAGUCCUCAUUCUCACAAGGUUCAGAGUGUUUUGUGUCACUCUUGAGUGGAUUGUGGUUUUUUUUUUUUUUUUCUUUUUUUUUUUUUUUUUUUUCUUUUUGUGUCUUAUCACUUCCUGAAUCGACCUACACUAUGCACACUGGAGCCUGUUCAAGGCCAGUUGUAUUAGAUGACGGUUUGUUGAUUCAACAUCGUCAUUACGCACUAUUUGUUUUAAUUGGUAAAGAAAUUGUGUUCUGAGGAGAUUCUGAUUAAUGUCACACUUACUAAAAAUGAUUUUGCACUUGUAGUGUGAGACUUUAUGAAUGUUGAAAUCAUGGAUUAUCUGAAGGUCUUACUAAAUAAAGAAAUAUUUUGCAAAGUG